Molecule: messenger RNA, 330 nt
Organism: Diabrotica balteata
Lineage: Eukaryota; Metazoa; Arthropoda; Insecta; Coleoptera; Chrysomelidae
Source: the annotation of a GenBank genome assembly
AUGAAGACUACAUUGGUUUUGACUCUCUUGUUCUGCGUCGGUCUGACCGUAUUCGCCAAAAGAACCACUGAAUCUGAGCCUACCGAUGAGCCUGAGCCUGAAUUUGAUUGCGACAACUGCAUAUUAUUUACCACUGUUAUAAAGGAUUUAGUCGAAGACGGGGAAACCUUGGACGAAGUUGAAAGAGACGCUGACAGAUUAUGCGGUGUUUUACCAGGUGACUUGAGAGAAUAUUGUGAAGAUAAUUUGCUCCCAAAAGUUGACAGAAUCUAUGGCCAGCUACAGGAACAUACUCCCGAGGAAGUAUGCAAAAAUUUGGACUUGUGUUAG